CUCUGCACAACCAUACCACGCCCUUCCAGUCACUAACAUGGCCGUCACCAGGGAGUGAGUCCAAGGAUUUUGAGACGGAUAUUAUUUGAUUCCGCUUAUUAACUCUUGAUGAUAAACGAUGUUACUUGCAGGUCGUUGAUGUUGCAGCUUUAUAAUAUCCCCUUGAAUGUAAGAAGAGAGAAGCCCCUCGCUCUCAUUGAUCACAGCUCUCUGGACAUUAACAAAGACAGCGUCCCUCAGACUGGCAGUGCCCGCAGGUGCAGUGUCUUGGAGCAGGGGGCAGCGGUUGCCUUCCUCUGCCAGCAGAACUGGGAUCGGGACAAGUGUUGAGUGUAACCACCAGCUCUGGGCGUCUGGACAGAGUAUGGUGAAAGACAGCACCUGCCAUGGAGCUACAGGAUAAGAAACAGGAGGAGGAGACGGCAACUCCACUGGGACUGUCCACGGCUCAGGCUCUGUGCACCCUACGGGACCAGCUGUCCAACUUAUUGGGGCAACACCAGAAAUUCAGCCGCCGCAGACCCACCAUACAGGAGCUGUGGGCCAAAAGCUUCCUCCAUCAUGGUGACCGGCAUUCGUGCUUCCAUUGGCCUGGAGCUGUUCUUACUCUGGUUGUGGUGGUGGGGCUGUUGUCUUGUCACGGCAGCCAGCCGGAGGGCAGUCAAGGCAUAGAGCUGGUGAACGCUGGUGCGCUCUUCCUCCUGCUGCUGCUCAACCUCUUCCUCAUCGGACGGCAGCAGAGGUUACGAAUAAGUGAGAUGGUGCGGCGGCUCAAGUCCAUCAUCUCACAACUGAACGAUUAUUUGGAGAGAAGUGCAGGACAUCCAAUCAGAUGGGCCCCGUCUCUGUACCCUGACCUCUACACUCCCACCUCCCCUUCGUGGUCGCUGCAUUGGACGUUCAGGGAUGAACAGCUGGUCAAUCUACCUGUCAGCCUCCUGGUGGAAGGUGAUGUCAUCGCACUUAGGCCCGGCCAGGAAGCCUUUGCAUCUCUCAGAGGCAUCAAGGACGACGAACACAUUGUACUUGAGCCAGGAGACCUUUUUCCACCUUUCUCCCCUCCUCCCUCCCCACGCGGGAAUGAGCGCAGGGGUCCCCAUAGCCCUCAGCAGUACCGCCUCUUCAGAGUGGUGCGCACACCUAUACUCGACAGCGUCAGGAACAGUCUUGACCUGGCUCUCUCCCGUCCAAUCACAGCCCUCGAUAAUGAGCGCUUCACAGUGCAGUCAAUUAUUGCCAAAUUCGCCUGUCCUGCUGUAUUGGUGGCCUUUUUCUCUAUGAAUACAAUCCGAUACUUCUGUGACACUCCUGGUCUCACCCCUGGACCCUUCAACUUCCUUCAGUUGCAGAUGAUGGGUGUGUUGCCCAUUUUACCUCUGCUGUUUCCUGUAAUGUGGGUUCUGGUGAACGCAUACGGAGAGGCCCGUGUGUUAGCAGAGUCGAGCCGUAAUUCUCCUACUGGCCUGCUUGCUAAGUUUUCUGAGGACACUCUAAGCAGCUACACGGAAGUGGUGUCCUCCCAGGAGAUGCUACGCUGUGUGUGGAGACACCUGGUCAGUGUGUUGAAGGGAGAGUCCCAGACCCUGUGUUAUACCUCCAGUCUGCUGCACACAUUGGGUUCAGUCACUGUGCUGUGCUGUGUGGAUAAGCAGGGUAUCCUAUCCUGGCCCAAUCCCAGUCCAGAGACCGUACUGUUCUUCAGUGGACGAGUCGAACCUCCUCAUGACAGCCAGGAUGACCUCAGAGACGACCUGUCAGUCAAUUCCCUCUGCAGGACAGAGGGCGAGGAGGAUCGAGAUGAGCCUCAGGAAGGCGAAGCACUGCUGUGUUUACCAGCGUUUGAACCCCCCCUCCACAUGGCCGAGCAGGAACCCAGUGAGACGUCACACGACACUGCCCGCUCCUCGGACACCCAACGCCAGCGACGAGGACCCCAAACCACCCGUUCCAAACACCCAUCGGGCUCCAAUGUCAGUUUCAGCCACGACACUGAGGGUGGAGAAAAUGACUUUGUUCAGCAAUGUGGUCUUGGUGAUGAUUUGUGUGAGGCAGAUGAUUUCGUGUGCGACUAUCAUUUGGAGAUGUUGAGCCUGUCUCAGGAUCAGCAGAACCCCGUCAGCAUCCAGUUUGAUGACUCUGGUUGGCAGAAUCACCUGUCCUCCUUGAAGCCCCUUGGUUUGAACAUCCUGUUGAAUCUGUGCAAUGCCACCGUCACCCAGCAGCUCUGCAGAUUCUCGGAUCACCUGUCCAACCUGGCGCUGCAGGAAUGCCACGGCGCGGUUCUUCCUGUUCACGUGCCUUGGGGGCUCUGUGAAUUGUCUCGCCUUAUAGGUUUCACUCCGGGUGCGAGGGAACUAUUUAAACAUGAGAAUCAUCUGGCUCUGUACCAGCUUCCUUCUGGAGAAAAGGCCAAAGAAUCUGCCCCCCGGCGCCUCCAUCACUUUACCAAACGCCAGCCCCCCAUCAGUCACCUCAUUAGUCUGUUUGUCAGGGACAACACUACCAAUAAUGUACAGAUGCUCUCCCACGGCUCGGCUGACCUCAUCUUGGAAGCCUGCACUGAUUUCUGGGAUGGGGCGGAUAUCUAUCCACUGUCUGGCUCGGAUAGGAAAAAGGUACUAGAUUUCUACCAACGUGCCUGUCUGUCGGGAUAUUGUUCUGCGUUCGCCUAUAAGCCUAUGCAGGUCACACUGUCUGGACAGCUCAAUGGAAAGUGUGUGGAGUUGGCUCCAGGCCCCGCACUCUUUUCUGGGGUGGAGCUUCCCAGCACCACCCCGAUCAAACAUGGCAGCCGCAGAAACAGCUGGAGCUCUGAUGAGGGUAUAGGAGAAGGUUUGGAGAAGGAGGACUGUGUGCAGGCUCUGAGUGGUCAGAUCUUCAUGGGAAUGGUGUCGUCCCAGUUUCAGGCUCGACUGGAUACUGUACGGCUCAUCGAGAACCUGGUGGGAGCCUGCAUACGCUUUGUGUACUUCUCAAUGGAAGACGAACUGCGCAGCAAAGUGUUUGCAGAGAAGAUGGGUUUGGAGACAGGCUGGAACUGUCACAUCUCUCUGACCCCAAACGGAGAUGGUCACUGUGAUGGUGCUCCGUCCAGCCCUAGCCAAGCAGGUUCCCUACAUGAUGAGCUUCUGCAAGAUUCUCGUGAUGAUGCAGAAGGCCCACUACUGCCAGAGGACCAAUCAGAUCUUGCCAGUUUUCAACCUACUGACAGCGAUGUGCCCAGUUUCUUAGAAGACUGCAAUAGAGCAAAACUGCCUCGUGGCAUCCAUCAGGUUCGUCCUCAUUUGAAGAACAUAGACAAUGUGCCUCUACUGGUGCCGCUGUUCACAGACUGCACCCCUGAAACAAUGUGUGAAAUGAUGAAGAUCAUGCAGGAGAACAGAGAGGUGACGUGCUGUUUGGGGAGCUCCGCAAACUUCCGCAACAGCUGCCUUUUCCUGCAGAGCGACAUUAGUAUCUCUCUUGAUCCUUUGUACCCGUCCCGCUGCUCAUGGGAGACAUUUGGGUAUGCUGCGGUCUGUGGGCUGAAUGAAGAAUGCGAUGAGCUUUCUCCACUGGGCCUCAGCGCUAGUCUCAACAGUCUCGCCUGCUCGGUGUCUUUCCAUCAGGGCGAGAGUGUCAGCAUGGUCAAACUCAUAGAGCAGGCGAGACACACCACCUAUGGCAUUCGCAAGUGCUUCCUCUUCCUCCUGCAGUGUCAGCUGACACUGGUCAUCAUUCAGUUUCUGGCUUGCCUUAUUCAGCUGCCUCCUCCCAUGAACAUCACAGACAUACUGUGGCUUUCCUGCUUCUGUUACCCUCUGCUCAGCGUGUCCUUGCUGGGAAAACCUCCUGACAGUUCGGUCAUGACAGUUGCCACUGGAAAGAAUUUGGACUCUAUACCACGCAAGACCCAGCACUACUUCCUGGGCUGGUUCCUGUUGAAGUUUGGUCUGACGGUGUUGGCCUACUUAGUCGGCUUCGGCUUUUCGCUACAGGAAGUUUGUUCUAGAGCAGCAAACUUCACGAAAACCGACAACAGCACUAUCAACUGCUCGCACAUACUCACAUCUAGCUCCCAGGGUGCCCCAGAGUGGUUUGGUGAAUUGUCCAAUGGGCUGCUUUUGAUUCAGAAGAUCAUGGCAGGUUUUCUGGCCUUGCAUACAGUGGUCAUCUCUUUCAGCUAUGUACACCGUUCACAACCCCUGUGGAGGAGAAACCCAUUCAGCAACACAUGGUGGUGUCUCACAGUGCCUGUGGUGUUGUUGGGACAGGUGGUGCAGGCUGUGAUUGAUUAUCAUUUGUGGAGGAACAGGAGAACAGAGGUGGUGUUCACUCUUCAUCACAUUCCCCUGAUGGUGUGGCUGUUGGUUUCUCUGUCCAUCGUGCUUGUGGUGCUAAUCAAUGAAGCAGUAAAACUGCAUGAAAUCAGGGUACGAGUGCGUUACCAGAAGAGGCAGAAGCUUCAGUUUGAGACGAAGCUGGGAAUGAACUCUCCUUUCUGACCCACGUCUGUCCUUGUCCUGUUGAUUAGAGUGAUGGAGUAGAUGAUGUUUCACAUGGCUCCAUUGAAGGCCACAGAGGGCUGUUUUCUUCAGUGUCUUUGAUCUGCGCUCAUCUGUACUGUGUGAGGGACGUUCAUCUGCAUGCUGCUGUGGUUUGGACAGGGUCAUUCAUUAAGGGAUUAUUUUAUUCUUUGAUUACCCUCGAAACCUCAAAACUGCAAGAUACAAGCAACAAACAGAGGGCUAAAUUAGCAUGAUUUUACAUGUAUUUUAGAUUUUGUGAAAUAAUAGGGUUUUAUCGAAAUCUUUUCAGUUUCGAACACAAAGAGCUUUGGUCUUAGUGUUUGUAUACAUUUUUAGUGCAGUUUAUUUACAUUGUCAGAAGAGCUUGUCGGAGCCUGUUUUAACAGGUUAUAAUGUGAAUGUCAUCGCCUCGACUUACCUCAUAUUCAGAGGGGGAAUAUUUCAUUCGUUUUUUAUUUAGUGAUGCACAAGUGAGUUUAUUUAUAACAAUAUUUCAGCUGUUUAGCUGAAAAACUUUGCUUCCAGAAUGUCAAACUAAUUCACUAGCUUACCUGCAAUCAGUUUUAUUUUCCAGAUCGAUAUCAGAUUAAAUGCAUGAACAUCUUU
This is a messenger RNA of Danio rerio (zebrafish), 5114 nucleotides long. The record is from RefSeq and is a predicted model, not a curated record. NCBI's taxonomy places the organism in Eukaryota, Metazoa, Chordata, Actinopteri, Cypriniformes, Danionidae.